AUGGAUAGUUGGUAUGAAGUGCUCACAGCAUGCGAUCCAAGUCUAAAUGUUGUUCAAUCUAUAACAGCCAUCGCUUUCGAUCCAUAUCAAGAACUUCUAUGGACUGGAAAUGAUAAAGGUCGUGUGAUUUCUCAUUUUGGUGAUGGCUUACAACGAUAUACGAGUUUUAGAUCACACUUGUCUCAAGUCCGUCAGUUAUUAGUCAGUGAUAAGGGUGUGAUAUCAUUAAGCCCAGAUUCUAUUAGAAUGACCAAUCGAAGAGGUUUGGUCAGAUGGACUAUGAGUAAUGAAGAUACUUCAAAUUUACAUUGCAUGGCUUAUACUACUAUUCCAAAUUCAGAGAUUUUGGCUGCUGGAAAACAAAAUAAUAUGCUUGUUAUUAAUGUUGCAAGAGGUUCUGUAGUUAAAAAGGUUGAAUCAAUGAAUGAAAUUGUGGUUAUGCGAAAAUCAAGACUUGUUUGCUGUGGUGCAACUUCUGGUGAAGUGAUUUUGAGAGAUCCGAAUACUUUCAGAGUUGAACACAGAAUACGUGCACACACUGGAACUAUAUCUGAUAUAGAUACUAGUGGAAAUUUGUUACUAACUUGUGGAUUUUCUGUCAGGACAAUGCGUCCUCUUGCACCCAUCCCUUUUUAUUCUGGUCCCUGCUUUAUCAGAAUGCAUCCCAAACUUUCAACUACUGUUUUCGUCGUGUCUCGAUCUGGCCAAUUCCACGUCUGUGACGUAGGAAAUGUAUCUGACAUUCAUUUUUAUCAGGCAAAUACUGCUAGUUAUAUAAAUGCUUUUGACCUUUCAACAUCUGGUGAAACGCUUGCGUUUGGGGACAGUGCUAGCAUUGUACAUCUUUGGAGCGAUAGAAAGGGUUCAAAAAUUAAUGCUUACUCUGGUAAUGUUGAGUUACCUGCUGUCCCUUCUCCAGCUCCGAAUGUAUUUAUUGGUGAAGAUGAUCCCUUAUCAUUAAUCGGAAUGCCUUAUUACCGAGAACCAUUGCUUUCUGUGUGGCCAUCUAAUAUGAUGUUUGAAGUCGGAAAUCCACCUCCAAAAAUAGAUCCCGACAUCAUGAAUAAUAUGAAAAUGAUUGAUUUUGUUGGAUACGCCCCAAAUAUAGGUAACAAAAAACGAAAUCAAGCUGUUAGAUGGUCAAAGAAAAAAAAUAAAGCCGGAACUCCAAAGUUUCGUUCUGAAAAGGAAAGAGAAUUGCAAUCUGGAAAAGAGUCCAAGGAACCGAUCAAUUUAUUUGAAGAAGAAGCUGAAUUGGGUGCGAUUGGCACUAGAAUGCCAAAAUAUUAUAAACGAGUGGAAAUUAAAUAUACUCUUUGUUUGAUAACUAAAUCUCAUAUUGGUUCUUCAUGUUCAAAAGAAAAUUGCCUUUGUUGUGAGCUUGGGUUUUUGUUUCGUAUGUUAGAAGAUGCUGUAGGAAGAAAUUGUCAAGCUUCUAAUUUUUUGAAAGCUUUCAGUACAAUUCCACAAGCGGUAGCUCUCGAUCUAUUUGAACCGGAUAAGCCUGACGAAAAGUCUCCAUAUUCAAUGCUUAUUCAGAGUUUUAAUCGUUUCAUCCUUGAACAACUUCAUCAGGAAUGCAAUUCUGAUAAUAAUCCACGAUUGUUAAAGUCUUUGCCUUUGGAAAAAACUUCUCUUUCGGUUAUACAACAAUUGUUUGGAAUGCAAAUGAUUUCGGUUAACAAGUGUCAAUGCGAAGCGGAAACUGAACGCAAUAUCACUUCAUUUGUUGUUGAUUUAAAUUAUUCUAUAAAAAAUUCAAAGGACAAGCAUACUGCACCAAAGUCAUUUAUAGACAUUUUACGGUCAAGUAUUAGGCGCGAAACCCAACCAAAAGCAUGGUGCAAUAAUUGUCAACAAUAUACUCCAAUAAUCGCUAAAAAAAUACCAAAAAGUUUACCUCCCGUUUUGACAAUUAAUUGUGGUCUUGGAACAUCAGUUCCAUUAGAUUAUUGGAGAUCACUUGAGAAGAGUAAACCUUGGUUACAAAAAAGAAUUUCUAUGAGGCUAGAACAAGAUGACUUAAUUAUAAAAGAAUUAGCACCAGAUGCAGUUGUUGAUACUAUUCCUGACAAUGAACUAGAAUCAGGAAGUAAAGGUCCUUGGUAUUUGUUUAAUGACUUUUUAGUCAGAAAUGUGACAGAACAAGAAGUCUUCAAUUUUCAGGGGUUAUGGAAAACACCAGUAGUUUUAUACUAUUCAAGAAUUGAUAUUACUGAUCUGAUAGAUAUAAGUGCCCUACCUUCUGAAAUUGAUAAAUCUAUACUAUUCAAAGAUAUUUCAAUAUCCAAGCAUCGUUUAACUAAUAACAAAACAGCGCACUUACUAACACCAGAAGAAUUGCCACAACCUGGAACAUUAGUCGCAAUUGAUGCCGAAUUUGUUGUUUUGAACCAGGAGGAGACAGAGAUUAGAAGUGAUGGAACAAAAUCGGUUAUUAGACCAAGCCGUCUAAGUUUAGCUCGUGUUAGCGUUCUACGUGGUGAAGGACCAAAAGAAAGUAUACCAUUCAUUGACGAUUAUAUUGCAACAUCAGAACCCGUCGUUGAUUAUUUAACUGAAUUUUCUGGGAUUGAAGCUGGUGAUUUGGAUAUCUCAGCAUCUAAACAUACGGUAGUCCCCCUCAAGGUUGCUUAUAAAAAAUUACGAUUACUUCUUGAUCUUGGUUGUGUCUUUGUCGGUCAUGGAUUAAAAAAAGAUUUUCGCAUAAUAAAUAUAUUAGUUCCUUCAGAACAAGUAAUUGACACUGUUGAUUUAUUUUAUUCAAAGAAUCGAGCAAGGAAAAUAUCACUUCGAUUUUUAGCUUGGUAUUUAUUAAGACAAGAUAUACAAACGGAGACACAUGACAGUAUUGAAGAUGCUAGAACAGCAUUAGCUAUCUAUAAAAAAUAUUUACAAUUUAAGUCUGAAGGUAUAUUUGAAGAAGUGCUAGAAGAUAUUUACAACGAAGGUAAAAAAUACAAUUGGAAACCCAUCCCUGGAGCAUUUCCUGCUAUAAGGUAUUGA
Cetraspora pellucida is the source of this 3006-nucleotide messenger RNA. Lineage: Eukaryota; Fungi; Glomeromycota; Glomeromycetes; Diversisporales; Gigasporaceae. The record is from the annotation of a GenBank genome assembly.